Messenger RNA from Rotaria sp. Silwood1, 921 nucleotides. NCBI's taxonomy places the organism in Eukaryota, Metazoa, Rotifera, Eurotatoria, Philodinida, Philodinidae. The record is from the annotation of a GenBank genome assembly.
AUGCGUCAAGAAACUUUAUUUUGUACAAUUGAUGUAGCAGACCUUUAUACAAUGGUGCCACAAACCGAAGGAGUACUGGCGUUAAAGAAAAUGUUAGAUCAUUUAAAAUUAAAACAAGUCGGUGGUCUCAAAAUUGAAACAAUAAUUAGAUUAAAUCGAUUUGUUAUGCAAAAUAAUUAUUUUUCUUAUAAUGGUCAAUAUUAUCAUCAAAUUCGUGGAGGAGCAAUGGGUUCUCCUCUUAUAUUAACUGUUGCUAAUUGUUAUAUGUUCUUCGAUGAACAACAAAUUAUAAAGCAAAUUAAUAAUAGCGGUGAAUUAUAUUUUAGAUAUAUUGAUGACAUAUUUAUAGUAAUUAAUUGGCCUGCUCGAUAUUUAUUUAAACAAAUCGAUAGAUGGAAUCACUUUGAUGAAAAUAUUAAAUUAUCAGAAAAUAUUGGUUCAACUGCUGAUUUUCUUGACUUACAUAUGGAAAAUCAAGAUGGUCAGCUAUUUACGACAGUUUAUCAAAAGCAGUCUUAUGAACCAUAUUACUUGCCGUUCAAUAGUAUACAUCCAUUACAUAUGAAGAAAAAUAUAAUCUUUACUAUGUUUCUUCGUACUAUUAGAUACUGUUCAACCUUUCAAGUUUAUUUGAAUGAACGUGAAAAAUUACGAAUGGCAUUAUUAUUAAAUAAAUAUCCAAAUAGAAUUAUUGAUGAACAAUUUAAUCAUGUACUAUCAAAAUUUAAUAUUGAUCAACCGUUAGAUUUUAAUAAUCAUAAUUUAAUUCGUCAAAAAAUUAUAGAGACACCAAUAAAAGAAAAAAUACCAGUAGAUUAUGGUAAGAUAAUGUUUGUUCAUUUUACUUAUUGUUCAAUCUCGCCUAUUCUUGGUACACGUAAUGCAAAAAAUUUACAAAGACAAUUAACUUAUACACGAUAA